Molecule: messenger RNA, 3000 nt
Organism: Diutina rugosa
Lineage: Eukaryota; Fungi; Ascomycota; Pichiomycetes; Serinales; Debaryomycetaceae
Exons: 1
Coding region: 1-3000 (999 amino acids)
Biological process (GO): negative regulation of transcription by RNA polymerase II
Cellular component (GO): nucleus
Molecular function (GO): DNA-binding transcription factor activity, RNA polymerase II-specific; RNA polymerase II transcription regulatory region sequence-specific DNA binding; zinc ion binding
Source: RefSeq, a predicted model, not a curated record
AUGUCCUCGCCCGAUGACGACGAACCAGAGGUGGCAACUGCUACUGUGGACUCUGGUGAGGUGAACAACAACCUGGUGUCACCCUUGGAAGAGUCGAUCUUUGAAAACCAGUCAAAUGACGACGCUUCAGACUCCUCCGAUGAUGACUCCAUAAUUGAGGCCGACUUGGCGCAGACUAUCUUACACGAAAUUACUGACUCUCAGUACGUGUGUCUUAUCUGUACCGGAGAGAUUGGGCCCGAGCUGCAAAUCUACUCGUGCCAGCACUGUUACCGUGUCUAUGACCUUGAGUGUAUUGCUGGAUGGGCGACUAAGGACUCGGCUGGUGGUACCAAAAAGUGGAGAUGUCCGGCGUGUAACACUGCUUCCACCACUAAGAUCCCCAAACGGUUUACCUGUUGGUGUGGGCGAGUGAAGAACCCUAAAGUCAACGAGUUACAACCGUUCUCUUGUGGGAUGCUUUGUCAAUAUAAGCAACCCAACUGUGUCCACCAGUGUUCGCUGAUGUGCCAUCCUGGUCCUCAUCCCGUGUGCGGGGCUAUGGGUCCCAGCAUGGCCUGUCAUUGUGGUAACCACACUAGGCAAUGGCCGUGUCUCAUGACUCCUUAUCGCCAAGGGUGGAAGUGUGACGAUAUCUGUGAGACAAAGAUCUGUGAUAUGGGCCACACAUGUGGAAAAAAUUGUCAUAAAGGUUUCUGCGGCAAAUGCAAAACGCCAAUUACCGUAGGUUGUUAUUGUGGCAACCAUAAGGAUAUCAAAAUUUCUUGUUCAGCCAAACAGCUACGACGUCGUGCCGAUGGUUCGGUAGCAGGUACCAGCUGUAACGAUACCACCCGCAAAUACUAUGAGUGUGGUAUCCACUAUGAGGACUUACUGUGUGCUCAAGUGCUCGAAUGGACCGACGGUGCCUGUCCUUCUUCCCCAUCAAUGAUCACCACUUGCCCUUGUGGCAAAACCGACGUCAUGGCCACGCGUGUUAAGUGUACUGACCCGUUGCCCACCUGUGAUAACGUUUGUGGUAAACAACUUAGCUGUGGUCACACCUGUCGAGCUCAGUGCCACCAAGGACCGUGUCAGUGUGUGGAUGUGAUUACCUUGAAAUGCCAAUGCCAACGCUCAGAGUACGAUGUCCCCUGUGCGUUUGCUCAGCUGGGAAUGCAACCCAAGUGUCGCCACAAGUGUGACGCUUUGCUCAGUUGUCGCAAACACUACCAUCGCGGCGAGUGCUGUCCUCUGGAGCCGUCAGCAUUGGCCCGCGAAAGAGAGCGGAAAAAGGCUAGUCGCCAAGGGAUCAGAAGCUCUCGCGAUAACGAUAUCAUGACCAUCGAACCCGUACACAUUUGCACUAAGCCAUGUAAUCAGUUGAAACCAUGUGGCAACCACUAUUGCGAAGCCCUUUGUCAUCCUGGUGCUUGUUCCACGUGCUAUGAGCUGACCAGUGAGGAUCUAGUGUGUGCUUGUGGCAAAACGGUGGUGGAAGCACCGGUACGAUGCGGCACUAAACUUCCCCCCUGUCCUCACCCUUGUACUCGUACCAAACCCUGUGGUCAUCGCCCUGAGUUCCAUAAGUGUCACGAGACCAACGACUGUCCCAAGUGUACUUUCCUCAUCGAAAAACCAUGCAAUUGUGGUCUCCACGUCAUGAAAGGAGUGAUGUGUUCUCAGGAACGAGUCAGUUGUGGUACCAUUUGUCGUGCCGAAAAGGAUAAGUGUGGCCACCCCUGUGGUCGUACUUGUAGUCCCGAGUGUACUGUUGGCUCCCACGUCGAUCCACUGCAGUGUCUUUACACUUGCAAUAAGCUCAGACAAACGUGUCCUCACCGGUGUAAAUUGAAGUGCCAUGCUCAGAAGCCUCAGGUACUGGCCGACUGCGACAAAGCCACCUGUGGUGCUCCAGUGACGAUCAGCUGUGGCUGUGGCCGGUUUACUCAACAGGUGAAGUGUGGGGCCAAUGCAACCAACCCGCUGGCGAUCUGGCUGGCCUCGCUUGCCUGUGACGAUAACUGUGCUAAGCACAAACGUGCUCAGGAACUUAAAAAUGCCAUGUUUGGGGGGCAAUCACCUGAGGAGAAUGAUGAUGUAUACUCAUCGUUUGUGUUGGCCACCUAUGCUAAGCAGAAACGGUGGUGUGAUCUUCAAGAAGCGGCAAUCAGAGAGUUUGUUGGCGUUACCAAGAACGCAGACACUACCACUGAAAUUGAGGUUGUUGAAAAUGGUGGCGACGAAAAUGGUGUUGCUGACGUAGCUAACUCAACUUCCGAAGCUACUGAGGAAACGUCUGAUGACUCUGAGUCACCGUUUGUCACCAAAGUCCAUGAGUUUGCUCCGCUGGCAAUCCCACCGCAACGUAAAUUUAUUCGUGAGCUUGCUAAAGCUUAUGGGCUUUACGUAGAGUCCCAUGCUGUGGAAGGCGGUGAGAGUGUGGUCGUAUGUUUGACACCUUCCACUAAGGCUCCUGAAUUGACAAUCGCAGAAGCCAUUGAAAAGCGUGAUGCGGCUCGUGCUGCUGCUGAAGAGCUUAAAAAGCGUCGUGAGGAAGCUCCGUUUAAUGCGGUUAUCGUGCAAGAUGUGUUUUUUGGCAUUUCUCACCAACGCAUCGAACAUGAGCUUGCCGAGCCUGGCGUGUCUUUUGAUUGGAUUAAAGAAUCAACCUGUUUGAUUCGCGGUGAUGAUGACCUCACCGAGGAGCAAUAUUUAGCUCUCAUGAAGAAGAUGCGGACGGUAAUUCGCGACCAAUCGCUUGCAUUUGACGUCAAGAUGGCCUACGUCGAAGACGGUGAAGUGUACAAGAUGGGGGAAAAGCUUCAACCCAAGCCAGUGGAUGAGGACGAAGUUGUUGACGACGAAGAAGAGCUUCAACCAUCUGUUGAAGACACAGAAGAAAAUGCCCUUCCCGUUGAGCAAGCUCCCAAACUCACUGAGGAGGAGGAGGUGGCAGCGGCCAUUGCUGCUGUGGAAGCAUUUAAAUUGGCUGAAUCACAGUCGCCUGAGAUUCCUUAG